Messenger RNA from Anopheles bellator, 5677 nucleotides. It is a transcript of the gene Enoph, whose product is annotated as enolase-phosphatase E1. Bases 331 to 2241 code for a protein of 636 amino acids. NCBI's taxonomy places the organism in Eukaryota, Metazoa, Arthropoda, Insecta, Diptera, Culicidae. The record is from RefSeq and is a predicted model, not a curated record. The transcript has 6 exons. Gene Ontology annotation, molecular function: acireductone synthase activity; magnesium ion binding.
AGUUGCGCUGGUUUCUGGUUUGUGCGUUCUGGUCCGUUGCUGUUCGUUGUAAUAGAAAACGAGAAAACCCUAAAAAACUAGGAUUAUUUUUGCAUUGUAUGCUGCGGAAACAGCAAAGAAAAUUUACAUUUGAAAGUCUGGUUGAUAGCUGCGGCUUCAGUGGUCUAUAGUUUGUUGAAAACCAUCACCGUUUUUCCAUCGGCGGUGUGUAGCGGUGUCAUCCUAACCUCUUUUCUGGUGCACCAAGCUGUGCAUAAAAGAAGCAUCUCUGCCGGGAGUGUUAAAUCCUGUGUGUGUGUCUGUCUCUGGUACUGGUAUCCAACGGAAAAAAUGGCAGUCGUUACCCUUGGCGAAAAAAUUCUCUCGGCCAAGUCCAUCAUUUGCGAUAUUGAGGGGACUACUACUUCGAUUAGUUUUGUUAAGGAUGUCUUGUUUCCCUAUGCGCUAAAAAAUACUGAAGAGUAUUUAAAAACUAACUGGAAUGAAGAAGCUACAAAAACUGUGGUCGAAGCAUUGCGCGAGCAGGCCAAUGAAGAUAAGAAAGCAAAUAUCGAAGGAGUUGUUACUAUCGCUACUGCUGGGGAAUCUGACGAUCUGAUCAUUCAAGAUCUUGUGAAAAACAUCGAAUGGCAAAUGUCAAAGGACCGCAAGACAGGGGCACUUAAAACGCUACAAGGAUUAGUUUGGGCCAAAGGCUAUAAGGACGGCACAAUCAAAGGCCAUGUUUACGAGGAUGUGCAGCAGGCGUUCGAACAGUGGGAUGAGUGUGGUCGAAAGGUGUACAUCUACUCAAGCGGAAGUGUUGAUGCACAAAAGCUGCUUUUCGAACAUAGUGAAAAAGGAAAUCUCCUCAAAUACCUCUCGGGCCAUUAUGAUACUAAAAUUGGAGCCAAGCAAGAGAAAGAGAGUUAUGAGUCAAUUUUGAAAAACAUCAAUGCUGAAGCCGCAGACGUGGUUUUUCUUACAGAUGUCAUAGCAGAAGCUAAAGCCGCUAAGGAAGCAGGAGUGAACGUGGUACUUCUAGAUCGACCUGGCAAUGCCGAACUUUCCGAAGAAGAUCGUAAAGAAUUUCCAGUUAUUACGACGUUUUCUGAGCUUUCGUUUAAAAAAAUAAACGAGGAAAACGGCUCAUCUGCAACCGCGAAAAGAAAAAUUGACGAAACUACCGGCGUCGCAGAGGACAAUGCUCAGGAACCUCCGAACAAACAGAUAAAGAUUGACGAAGUAAAAACCACUGAAAAUGUUACAGAACCACGAGAAAAGAUGGAGGAGGAAGGAGCUGCUUCUGUUACAACAAAUGUACCAGAGAAUGAUAACACGAAGAACGAGAAGGAUGUUGAAUCAAAAUGUGAUGAAAAUAUGGAAGUAGAUGAUGCUGUAGUGCAAAAAUCGUGUGAAGAGGAAAACGAAAAGGAUGCGAUUGAAACCAAGAAGGAUGACAAAGAAGCUUCCAAAUCAGAAAAGAAAGAGGAAAUACUCGUAGACGUUACUGAAAAGACAACAGAAAUGAUUGAGCAAAACGAAAAAUCAGAAGUAUUAAUUACUAUGGAUGCCGCUGAAUCCGAAAAAGAAAAAGAAAAGGAUGGCGCUAAUGACAAACAAGUUGAAAGCAAAGAUGAGUCGAAAGAGAUCAAUGAAAAUUCAAAAAUUAAACAAACUUCUGACGAAGUAGACGAUCAGGCCAAAGAAAAGACAAGAAACGAAGUAAAUGACGUAAAUGAACAAAUUGAAGAUAAAGUUGACAGUGUUGAAAUUGAGGAGUCCAAUAAAAACGUACAGAUUGAAAAGGUUGAAGAAACACAUGGAACCGAAACUAAAACCAGCGGUGCAAUCGCAGAAGUAGAUAUCGGAGCGAAGGAGGUGAAGGAAGAUAUGGCAAGCAGUUCUACCGAAACGCCACAAAAUAACGGCCAAGUUGAACAAACGGUUCCUAAAGAAGACGAUGGCGAAUCGAAUGCAAACCAAGCCACACGAAACGGAAAGACUGAUGAUGAAUCAAAUGCUACAACAAAUGGAAGCAGUUCCGAAAACCCCACAGAAGAAGAAAAAAAUUCAGAAAGUGAUAAGGAAAAUGACACAUCGCUUCAAAAUUGUGAAGCUGAUGAAAUAACCAACGAAAAAAAUGGAAAUAAUGCAGAUACCACCACUAGUAUUGGGGAAGAAACUACCGCAGUAGAAGGGAAAAAUAAGAAGGUUGCAGAAGCGGUAACAACGUCGACAGCAAUUGAAGGCGAAUUGUAAGUCGUAGAGGUCACCAGCAAAUCAAGGACAGAAAGGGAAGGAUGUGUGUAUGAUCCUCGACAUUGCUCCUUUUGAUUAAUUCAAUUUCUUUCGGCAGAGUACUUGUUUUUACCUAGCGGAUUCCAUAGAAAAAAACACGAUCAGUUGUAUGUACGUUUAGUGUUAAAGUGACGAUGGCGUGAGUCCAAAUUGAAACGAUGAAUCUUACUGUUAACGAUUAUCCUUAAAACUAUCAUAAAAUAAGACGAAUAUUGAUCGAGAAUUUGGCUUGCGUAGAAGACUCCAAUUGUGACUGUUUUCUUAAAGUCUUAUUCAUAUAAUUUUUUUUUUGCCACAAAACGAGAGCAUCGAACAUGCAAAAUUAUCUGAAGAACGUAGAAUCGACCAAUUUUGCGUUACCGUGACACAUAUGGGAAAGAAUAUAUUGAAAGUAAUAACAGCAUGACGCUGUAGAAGCAAGCUAAUCAUAGCAAUUAAAAUAUUUAUUUUGCAUCAUUCCAAUUAAAAUCUACUUAAAUAUUGUUUGGCCCUGCUUCGAUACAUUACUUUCUCCUUUAGUUUUAUUUAAAACAACAAAUAUCUCAAACCGAAGCAAUAAAUUAUUAAAUUAGCUUCAAAGGGCGUAUAACAAAUGAAUAUAUCAUUUUUCAUAGGAGCAGGCGAGCACGCAAAUACACACUGUAAAUGGAAAUCGGUCGUAUUUUUUAUGUGACAUAACAGAUUAAAGACUGAGCAAGAACGAAUUAACCAGCAGUAAACAUAUGAAACUUAAACAUUUAGAUGCACUCAUCAUAGGAUGCACGAUAUAAUUCUUUAAAUUAGAAUGGAUGGAAGCUUUUAUUCGGUUUGAAUACAAUAGCCCCAAAAAAUCUUAAACUCAUUGUCUGUUUGAACUGAACAGUCGGUUUCGAGAGGUUGCUGCUGGAUGAAGACGCUUGACCGCAACCGGCAGAGGGAGCCGUAGCAGGCCGGAGCCACCCGGAGAUUGUAGAGACCGAUAAGUAAUUUAAACUGUUUGUUGAAAACUAUUUGCAUUUUAUGUAUGAAAUAGCAAUCUACUCGAUAGCAUUGCUUACUUUCAAUUCUAAUUAAAUUAUGUGUCUAAAGAAGAUGGUAUACGAGUAUAAUUACCUAGCACACAAUCUAUCAGUAUUAAGUUAACAAGGUAAAACAUAUUACUUCAAGACAUUUCGCGUAUCCCAUCAAUUGGCUUUUUGGCAGGUUGAAUACUAAAACAUCGUAUUUGAUUAGGAAGGCUUGAAAUUAGCUUCUCUGUGGAAUGGAAAUUGCUGUGGGUUUGAGGAUUUUUGUAUGGAUUUGUUAAUGUAGCCAAAACUAUCGGGAAUUUAUUUCUAAAUCAAAAGUCUAUUCUCAAUUCUUUUCAUAUCCCCCUCUAAGUAGUCCUCUCGUACACUUCUACUUCUACUUCGCAGUACACUUCUAACGUUUUUCCCAUUUUUUAAAACAUGCCGCAAAUACUUCCGGUAGAACCUUCAAAGCGUGCUUCGUUCUAUUUCUUCUAUAGAUCCGGAGCUGCCUCUUGAGUUAAACGAAUAGCCAGAAUUCACAAGGUGAUCACUCAGGCGAACACGGUGGUUGUGGAAGGAUAUAAGUCGAGUUUGUGCGAUGAUGAAAUGAUCACGCAAAUUUGAUUCAACAACAUGCUCGUAAGGCAAGAACCAAGAAUUUUCCCUCCACAAAUCAGGUCUUGUUUGAUUCACAGCAUUACGAAAACGAUGCAUAACACUUAAAUAGUAUUCUUUGUUGAUAGUUUGGCAAUUUUGAAGGAAUUCAUAAUGCACCACAUCACGAUAGUCAAAGAAACCCCGUUUCCCGUUUUUGGUCACAGUAGUAUAUGUUGGAAGUAACCGAAUUUAUCAAUAUCGAUAUUAAUUUUUUUAUAUAUUUUUCUAUGGCACCCCAUUAAUAAAGGUUGUUGAUAUGUUCAUUAUGUUACAUUAGGUAGCUAAUAAAAAACAAAUGGUCACAACAGAACUUAAACCGAGAAAAACAACAUUCCAUGUUCAAAUUUAUAAUUAGAAAUUUUUUCUAUGCAUCUAUUUAUGUGCUUCUUAACUCCAAUAAUUAAUUCACUUUUUAACCACCAAUAAAAGUUGUAACAGGGAACUAUAACAAAGUAAUAGAAGAAAGGAUGAUAUUUCGCUACACUAUUAUUGUGAGAGCACUGAGUAUAAUAUACAAUAUACCCAAUAUUCCACCUUGUCAGUAUACAACGCUCCAGUAGCACAUGCAAAAUAAAGAGAGUCGAAGAAAGAAAAGGCUGUUCUAUUCUGUUCUGUAAUUGUUCAAAAACAAAGUUAUGCUGAUAUCAGACAACGGUUCAAAGAAUGCGGCAUCGGCAAAAUGCAUAUGAAUGACACAAAGUCAAACAUUUUAAAUUUCAAUGUUCCAGUCAUAAAAGGAACAGCCAAAACAAUUGCAAAUUUUAUUCCUGUGCUUCGUUACACCAUCAUCAACAAUAAUAGAAGUACUGUACUGUAAUAAAGUUUUGCUAGCAGGUAAAUUGAUUCACAAAUGGCGCAGAUUGGGCAUAACAAGUGAUUGUUUGAAUUAUCGAACAAAUAUGCAAUCCCAAGCGAUAAAGAAACGGUAGAACAAGCUAGGAGAAAGCCUAAAAUGUCCAUAUGGAAAAAUAAAAACAAGAAAAAUAAAAAGGAGAUAAAAAUCAAUCGGUAAUAUUUUAAAGUUUCCAAUCAAACGAAACCAACCGUUAUUUUUAAUGUAUAGUGUAAUGUAUGUUUUAAGGAUCCAUUAUAGAAAAUAUUGAGAAUAAUUCGGUAGUCGUCCUUUUUUUGUUUUCAAAUUAGCAAACCCGGAAUCUUCGUUCCAGCCAAAGUAGAUUUUUGGAAACUUUAUUUUAUCGAACAUUAAAGAAAGGCAAAACCUGCUAGUAUGUUGGUUUGGCAAGCAUAAUCGGAACCGAAAUGUGCCUGUUAACAAAUGGGCGGAAUGAAAUUUAGUUUUAAUAUAUAAGAAAAUUAACCUUCUUUGAUGGAGGCGCCUAACAUCUCACAGAAUAUGGCGGAAUCAUUUUUAAUACAAACAAAUGAUAUACACAAUUCUGUUGAUAAAGUUCGAUUUACAUUGCGAAAAAACAUUAUUACCCUAUAUUCAUACACAUUAAUUUAGUAAGCACGAGUUAUCAUAUUUUUACUACUCAACAUCAAACCGAAGAAAAAAUAAUAUAGUUCUUUUCACCGUAAAGUAGGAAUAUCAUAUUUUGUAGCAUCUCUGGAAUAUCAAAUGUUUCCUUUUUCCUCAAACCAUCCUUCACAUGAUCGUGAUCAUGGUUUGACUGUAUAUUGAAACAUGCUGCACUUAGACUUUGAAUUUGCAACAACAUAUAGCGAAAUGUACCGAAGCCAAAUGUACUAUAUGAAGCACUGUAGCUUUUAGUUUAGUAGCUACCACAACG